UCUCUUUUUCUCCCGCAUCCUCGUCUGCAGCAUCAGCACCAGCGAGGAGGACAGCUCCGCCACCUCCACCAACCAACCUCCUCCUCCUCCUCCUCCUCCUCCAUCAUCACCCCCGCCACCGAGGAUCGGAGCCCCGCUCUACCGGGUCCCCCCUGUCCUCCCCGCCGCCGGGUGUGUGUCCCCUCUCUGUCCUCCCUCUCCUCCCCUCCCCGGACUCUGCAGUAAUAGGGGGAGUCGGCAACAGCGGCACGAGCAGCAGCAGCAGCAGAGAGAGCGCAGCAUCAUCAUCCAUCCCCCCCUGCACCAAGGAUGAAGGACCGGACCCAGGAGCUGAGGAGUGCUAAAGACAGCGAUGACGAUGAGGAGAUCGUACAUGUGGAUCGGGAUCAUUUUAUGGAUGAAUUCUUCGAACAGGUGGAAGAGAUCCGGGGCUGUAUAGAAAAGCUCUCAGAAGAUGUGGAGCAGGUGAAGAAACAGCACAGCGCCAUCUUGGCCGCUCCAAAUCCGGAUGAGAAAACUAAACAGGAGCUGGAGGAUCUCACGGCCGACAUCAAGAAAACGGCCAACAAAGUGCGCUCCAAGUUGAAAGCAAUUGAGCAGAGCAUUGAGCAGGAAGAGGGUAUGAACCGCUCCUCAGCCGACCUGCGUAUCCGGAAAACACAGCACUCUACUCUGUCCCGCAAAUUUGUGGAGGUGAUGACAGAGUACAAUGCAACGCAGUCAAAAUACAGAGACCGCUGCAAGGACCGCAUCCAGAGACAGCUGGAAAUCACUGGUAGAACUACGACCAAUGAAGAGCUGGAAGACAUGCUGGAGAGCGGGAAGCUGGCCAUAUUCACAGAUGACAUCAAGAUGGACUCCCAGAUGACCAAACAAGCUCUUAACGAGAUUGAGACCCGACACACUGAGAUCAUAAAGCUGGAAAACAGCAUCCGAGAGCUGCAUGACAUGUUUGUAGACAUGGCUAUGCUCGUGGAGAGUCAGGGGGAGAUGAUAGACCGCAUUGAGUAUAACGUGGAGCACUCCGUGGACUAUGUGGAACGAGCGGUGUCUGAUACCAAGAAAGCUGUGAAAUAUCAGAGCAAAGCACGAAGGAAGAAAAUUAUGAUCAUCAUCUGUUGUGUUGUGUUGGGUGUUGUCUUGGCCUCCUCUAUCGGAGGGACGCUGGGAUUCUGAAAAUAAAACAAAAUGCACAAUGCAGAUUAAAAGGAGAGAUAAAGAAGAUAGUGAAUUAUAAAAAAAAAGAUUUAAAAAAGAGAUACAAUAUUAUGUACAUGACAAGUAUUGGAAUUAACGCACAGAUCAGGAAGCUGUGAGUGCGUCAGCCCUUUUUUUUGCCUCUGUGGGUUUCGCUCAGGAGUUAGGUUACCAUCAGCUAAUCCAAGCUGGCCGGGCGCAUAUUAAGAAGUCAAUCUGUUCCCGUCAAUGGUGUUAACUGACGUCAACCUAAAGCCAAAUCCUCAACUGUCACCCACAGUUGCUGGGAAGCAAAAAGGGCACCCCCCCCCCAAAAAAAAAUCCCAAAUAUUUUUUUCUUCUUAAAUGUCUGUUACCUGUAUGGUUUUUUGAUUUUUCAAAUUUUUUUUGUUACCCGUCUGUCAAGGUUUAAAAAAAAAAACCAAACCAACUGUAUUUGUCGUUACUGGACGUGUUCCACAGGGACCCCCGGACAUGUUGCGUUGGCAGAGGGUCCGACCUGGCGCUUUCUUUAGUCUUUUUUCUUGACUGGUGGCUGAGUGUGUUUCUGUUACUUGCCAAAGUCUUGUGUGUGUACGCGUCCGCCCGAAUUUCUUCCGUUUUUGUUGGUGGUGAUGUGAGCGUGCUGGGAUGGGAAAGGGGAGGGGGAGUGCAUGUACGUCGGCUGUGCGUCCGUCUUGGGAAACUGGCGGUCUGUAAGAUCCCGGUGACCGCUAGCCAAAAGAGACCAGAUGCUGACCGUGGUGUGUUGGCGUCUUAAACGUGCGUUUUUUUUUUUGUUUUUUCUGCAGUAAUUAGCAAUGGGUAGGGAAAAACGUUGUGUCACCAUAUUCCUCAUUUCGAGGAGAAGAACCUGCUGCUCGAUCUUCCACCGAUUUUGUAUUUUUUGGACUUUUUUUUUUUCUUUGCCAAAGUUUUUGUUACCAGCGUGUCACGUCAUUCCGACAACCCAUGAAAUGUCUCGUACAGUCUGUUUAUUGUUACUUGAUAUUAUUGGCUCUCCCGUCGGUUUUUGUACCUCCUUACUGUGCAGUGUUAUAUUCAGUACUAAUCUACCCACUGACAAGAUGUUACGCCCAAUCACAUACGCUCUUAUCUUAGAAUAUUAUCCAUCUUUACAAUCCUUAGGCCCCCCUCGGCUUAUCCCACCCAUUGUGUCUACAUAAUCCACUUAUCUUAUCUCCAGUUGGUUUCAGAAAUCUGAAACUCCUCCUACAUAAUCAUGCAAAAAAAAAAUGUAAUGACCGGUCUAGUUUUAAGACGCAGGAAAUUUUUUGAAAUUUCCUUUUAAUGAAGGCUAUUUUUUUUUUU
This is a messenger RNA of Rana temporaria (common frog), 2508 nucleotides long. RefSeq names its product syntaxin 1B (gene STX1B). Lineage: Eukaryota; Metazoa; Chordata; Amphibia; Anura; Ranidae. Gene Ontology annotation, molecular function: SNARE binding; SNAP receptor activity. Bases 310 to 1176 code for a protein of 288 amino acids. The transcript has 10 exons. The record is from RefSeq and is a predicted model, not a curated record. Gene Ontology annotation, biological process: exocytic insertion of neurotransmitter receptor to postsynaptic membrane; intracellular protein transport; vesicle fusion. Gene Ontology annotation, cellular component: SNARE complex; endomembrane system; plasma membrane.